Merops nubicus (carmine bee-eater) is the source of this 1008-nucleotide messenger RNA. Its product is annotated as collagen alpha-1(I) chain-like. The record is from RefSeq and is a predicted model, not a curated record. The transcript has 16 exons. Lineage: Eukaryota; Metazoa; Chordata; Aves; Coraciiformes; Meropidae. The annotation marks the transcript as partial.
GGUCCAGCAGGUCCUCGCGGUCUCCCCGGCCCCCCUGGCGCUCCUGGUCCUCAAGGUUUCCAAGGUCCCCCUGGUGAACCCGGUGAACCUGGUGCUUCUGGUCCCAUGGGUCCCCGUGGUCCCGCCGGUCCCCCUGGCAAGAACGGAGAUGAUGGUGAAGCUGGAAAGCCUGGGCGUCCAGGAGAGCGUGGUCCCCCCGGCCCCCAGGGUGCCCGUGGUCUCCCAGGAACCGCCGGUCUGCCAGGCAUGAAGGGUCACAGGGGUUUCAGUGGUCUGGAUGGUGCCAAGGGUGAGCCUGGUCCUGCUGGCCCCAAGGGUGAGCCUGGCAGCCCCGGGGAGAAUGGUGCUCCUGGGCAGAUGGGUCCUCGUGGGCUUCCCGGCGAGAGAGGCCGUCCUGGUCCAUCUGGCCCUGCUGGUGCUCGUGGUAACGAUGGUGCUCCUGGUGCUGCCGGUCCUCCCGGUCCAACUGGUCCUGCUGGUCCCCCCGGCUUCCCCGGCGCUGCUGGUGCUAAGGGUGAAACUGGUCCCCAGGGAGCUCGUGGCAGCGAAGGUCCCCAAGGUGCCCGUGGUGAGCCCGGUCCCCCCGGCCCUGCUGGCGCUGCUGGUCCUGCUGGCAACCCCGGUGCUGACGGUCAACCCGGUGCCAAGGGCGCAAUCGGUGCUCCUGGCAUCGCUGGCGCUCCCGGCUUCCCCGGUGCCCGCGGCCCCUCCGGACCCCAGGGUCCCAGCGGUGCCCCCGGCCCCAAGGGGAACAGCGGUGAACCUGGUGCCCCAGGCAACAAGGGAGACACCGGUGCCAAAGGCGAACCUGGUCCUGCUGGUGUCCAAGGUCCCCCCGGCCCAGCCGGUGAGGAAGGCAAGAGAGGAGCCCGUGGUGAGCCCGGCCCCGCUGGGCUUCCUGGCCCUGCUGGCGAGCGUGGUGCUCCCGGCAGCCGUGGUUUCCCUGGUGCUGAUGGCAUCGCUGGUCCCAAGGUAGGUGCCUCCCUGGGUGAAAAAAACAUGCCCUCG